AUGGUCCUAGUCAUGGCGACCGCGCCAGCGAACUUCCUGCUCGCUAGCUGGACCCUUCCGGUGUGGACCCUGAUCUUGGCGACGGCCCUCUCGUUGCCGCUGCUUGUCUACUACCAGCAACGCCGGUCUUCCAAGGCAGAGCCCUUUUUCAACUUUGCCGGGUUGCCAGCUGAAAUCCGCAACAUGGUCUACGAGGAGCUGGUGGAACCCGACUGCAACCCCUCUUUUCCAACCGAAGCAAUGCGCUCACCGCGCCCUUUACGAAUGAUGUCCUGGAUCCCGAGUCAGAAGAAGCCCAGCUAUCCAAAGUAUGGCAUACUCCUGGCCAGCCGCCAGCUCCACCGGGAAUUCAUGGACGUGCUGUGCAAGCGCGCAACAUUCACCCUGAAUGUGGAUCGCUCGAACGAGCAGAGCACGAAUCCCUGGCCUCUGAGUCGCGACAGCGUGUGCAAGAUCCGCAGUUGCGAAAUCCGCAUCAUUGCCACAUCCAACAUGCUCGGGUCGCGAGAUCCGCGCUCCAUGCCGCGUGACUGGGGACUGAGGAACCGCGUGUCCCGCAGUCUGAGCGCAAUGAGACGGGUUGAGAAGCUCAGGCUUCAUGUGCAUGCGGUGCCGGACCGCAUGUGGAACCCGCUGUGGCUGUGGAGCCAAGUGUCGCAGCAGUUCAAGGACCUGGCAGAGCCACGCUUCACCGCCAUCACCUUCGGCCUUGAGUCUUGGACGCUCGGGGAGAACUGUCUGAAAAGAGACGAGGAGGGACGAUGGAAGUGGACGUGUCCGGCGGAUCACGUGGUGACGGACGACCCGGAAGGCUGGCAGCCGAUUCGAGAGUUCUGCGCGGCGCUGUACCUCGAGUGCCGUGAGUGCCAGCGCAGCAGAGCGGAGAAUGCAGGCUCGGCUUAA
This is a messenger RNA of Diplodia corticola, 903 nucleotides long. RefSeq lists its product as uncharacterized. The record is from RefSeq and is a predicted model, not a curated record. The transcript has a single exon. Lineage: Eukaryota; Fungi; Ascomycota; Dothideomycetes; Botryosphaeriales; Botryosphaeriaceae. Bases 1 to 903 code for a protein of 300 amino acids.